Molecule: messenger RNA, 1623 nt
Organism: Mycena citricolor
Lineage: Eukaryota; Fungi; Basidiomycota; Agaricomycetes; Agaricales; Mycenaceae
Source: the annotation of a GenBank genome assembly
AUGCCAGCAAAGUACUCGCACGUUAAAAAGGCCGCCGCAGCCGGAGCACUCAAAAAGUCAUCCCACGCGAAAUCGGGACAGACCCGCAGCGGCGUGCCGUCGAACCCGCACGCGGACCGGAGCAUCUCGAAGGCUAUGACGGCGGUGUCCAAGCUCGAGCGCGCCAUCGCGCGGAUACUGCUGAUCCGGUACGAGCAGGACAUCGCGCGGCUGUUCUCGACGCGGCUGUACAGCAUCGCCCUCGUGCACCUCCCGACGUUCGUGAUGCGCAUGGAUAUGCGCCAAGCGGGGGAACGCGUCGCGACGAAGAGUGUGUUGUGGUCGUACACGGCGUUGAGGCAUUUUCCGCCUCAUCUGGGCUCACUGCAAGAAGGACAGGACGCGUUGGAGGAGGCCUGCGAACUCAAAUACGCGUCCGGGAGCGCGCGGCCUCCCGAGUGGGCCGGCGACUGGCGCAUGAAGAUCCGUGUCGGCUAUGAAAAAUUAAGUCAGACGUUAUGGAGGGUCGCACGCGAAUUCGAUGUGCAUGGCUACGGCGUGGUUUUGCGCGAAAAGUUGACCCAUAAGUGGUGUGACUGCGGAUGCUCGACGGAUCAUCUGGGGGAGGUCUGUGAGCGAACGGUGCGAGAGGAUGAAGAGGAGAGUGGCGUUCGGCCCGGCAAACAGAGGGAAUGGGAUGGUCGAGGGAGCGGUGUCUUUGGAUGGGAAACUGAAGAGGAGGAAGAUGUCUGGGAGUUGGGGUUGGACUUCGGGGGCGUUGAGCCAGAGGACUGUUUCGACGGUCCCGAAAGCGACAUGUCGGUCGGUGAGCUGAUGGAGUGGAGGUAUAUCAAGGCCGAACGACAGAAGGAGGAGGGCAAUACAGCUUUCCGGAAGGGUGAUUAUGUUGCUGCAGUGAAGCAUUAUGAAGCCGCCUACGAAAUAGAGCCAGAGCUUCCUCACUAUCAGCUCAAUUUAGCGGCCGCGCAUUUGAAGCUAAGCAAUUGGAUGGCCGCUGAGGCCGCUUGCUCCAAAGCAUUGUCCCAACAUCACAGCUGUAAAGGAUAUUUCCGUCGAGCCCGUGCAAGGAAGAUGCUUGGCCGCCACGAUGAAGCUAUUCGAGAUUUGCGCGCAAUCAUCAAACUGCAACCUAAUAACAGCGAGGCUAUCCAAGAGCUAAUAUCACUGCUCCCUCCACCGUCCAGAGCUCAGAGAUCCUCCGCGAAAUCGCCCGAAUCGUCACAAAGCUCAGCAGCAGCAGCAGAGCUGUACGACAGACUGGGUGUGGGCAAGCACAAGCCCGCGAAACCACUCCCCUUUCCUCGCACGCUGUUGGACGAUCGCAAACUCAAGGUCGUGACCGUGCCGAUGCCGGCGACCGACACCCCCUUGGGAUUCUGUCAUCACCAGCACAGUCAUACGUGCAGCGGUCACCAUCAUCAUUCUGCGAGGGACAAAGGGAAGGGGAAAAGCACGAGCAUCAAUCCAGCCGCGGCUGGGAUGGGCACUGCCACGCGACGGGAAAAGGAGCAGGCACUCGAGACGGAAAUGCUCAAGGUGCUCGAAGCUAUGAAGGUGGAUGGGAUGACCACCGUCUUGGUUCCAAGCUGGGACCGCUAUGUCAUCCGUCGAGCAGAAUUCUAG